Messenger RNA from Stylophora pistillata, 1205 nucleotides. RefSeq lists its product as uncharacterized. The record is from RefSeq and is a predicted model, not a curated record. Lineage: Eukaryota; Metazoa; Cnidaria; Anthozoa; Scleractinia; Pocilloporidae.
AAUACGAUGGUCAGCUUGAUGCUAAUCGGAUACUUAUGAAAUAUAUAUUAAAUUCCUUCAUGGCCCUGAACUGAAUCACACCAAAUUUUUCGCGCCAAAAUUCUAUUUGUCACUGCUAUGUUUUCGCUUCUCUUCGAAAAACCUACCAGCCAUAUUUACACUUCUUACAACAAGUUUUACAAACCUACCGGUCAUUCAUUUGAUCGAAUUUUUAUUUAGUUUAUGGCUGAAUAAAGGCAACUAACAAGGGAUUAAUUAUAACUCACGAAACUUAGUGACUUUCCAGUUGACUGACUUGUACUUCAACGGCCGGGAGAUUUCAGGCUCCAAUGGGCAAUCAUCGCGUUGCCUUACUGACUAAUUAUUGUCAAAGGAAACCCCGGCCAGUUAGUUUACUAUGGACGCUAUCGCUAAUCAUUGGUCUGUUUGGCUCACAUGAACUGCUACGAGGACUGUGCCUCAUCAAUACGAACAAUACGAUUCAAUCAGAAAAGAAAGUAUAUGAAGAAAAAUAUUGAAUAAAGUGUUUUGCCGGUACAUACAGUUUAUUAUAACAAACACAGCAUGAUUGACAGUUCUAAGUAAGCAUUCUUUUAGAGCCAGAAACAUGUUUUCGAAACAAUUUGAAAUAUUCAACAUUUUGUAAACACUGUUUGUUCAAAGCUCAAUUAGAAUAUAAAUGAUCUUUUCAACAGUUUUUUAUUCAAUUUGAACGCGACCUCAGGUGUUCAACAUCAAAAGCCCUUUGUACCUGAAAGCGCGCUUCUUUCAAAGCAGAAAAAUGGCUAGCUUGAAAACGCUUGUGACUUUGUCAACGAUCUUGAUAAUAAGUUUGCAACUGAGUAAAGCAGUGCCAUUAAGCAAUAUCGAAAGAAAACUUGCUCACGAUUUUCCAGAGGAUUUGAACUCCUUCGCUGACAGUGCAGAGUGUAAAGACCAAAGAGAUUGCAGUUGGAUCACCAAUGAAUCAGCAAAGCAGUCAGAUGGCGGACAAACUUUGGAAGAGUACUGCAAGCUUCACAGGGACGAGCCUUCAGUUAAACAGUGCUCCAAGACUUGUAAUUUCUGCAAAGCACCAUCACCCGCUGAAUUUAAAAUAGCGGCUAGAGACUUCGCAAAAGACUGGGCGUUGAGCAGAAAACAAUCACCUCGGACUAGGUUUGACCAUAUUGACUCUUCCACCGAUCAUUAGAAUGCAUACCGAU